Molecule: messenger RNA, 802 nt
Organism: Nematocida parisii ERTm1
Lineage: Eukaryota; Fungi; Microsporidia
Exons: 1
Coding region: 11-661 (216 amino acids)
Biological process (GO): D-ribose metabolic process; pentose-phosphate shunt, non-oxidative branch
Cellular component (GO): cytosol
Molecular function (GO): ribose-5-phosphate isomerase activity
Source: RefSeq, a predicted model, not a curated record
AAAACAAAGCAUGCGUGAAGAGUAUACCACCUAUAAAGAAAUAGUAGAAUUUUAUGCGAAGAAGAUCAAUAUACAGAGCAGUGUGCUAGGCAUUGGGAGUGGAAGAACCGCCUUUCUAUUAUUGAAUGAAUGUAUCAAUGCAAACAUAUCAGGAAAAGAAACAAUAUUUACUGCUACAAGCACAGAAACAGAAGUAGCUCUUGCCUCUCAUGAAAGAAUUGCUGCCAGCAUGCAAGGCUUGGACAAAAUAGAUUUAUACUUUGAUGGCGCAGACUAUGUAGAUUCAAGUGGAUGGAUAAUCAAAGGUUACGGUGGAGCAAUCUUUCUUGAACGAAUUGCUAUGCAUAUUUCAGAGCUUUCAGUAAUUGUAGUACCGCUCAGUAAAUGUGUUCAUGACUUUACAAACCUUUACGUUCCAGUUGAAGUUGUAAAGCCAUCCCUUUCACUUAUAAAAAAACACUUUGACCUGCAUAGCUGUACGUAUAGUAUACGGUAUGCUGGCAAGAACAUAUACACCACAUACCUGGGCAAUAUAAUACUGGAUGUAAUGUACAGCCCCACUCUGUCCGACAUUCUUAAUGUUCCCGGAAUUGUGGCACACGGCCUCAUACCACCAAGCAGCCGCACAGAAAUUGUAAUAGUUAAGAAUCCUCUUUAUUAACAGCAGGAUAUAGACCUAUCCUUCUUCAUUUUUUGUAGUAUAAUUCUACUUGUAAUAACAGAAAGCAGCAUUGCUAUUAAGAUAAACCCAUUUCCUGUCAUCAUUGACAUCAUAAGAAUCCAAGAACAAAUAAACUUAACC